CCGGUUUUAAAAUCGGUUUUGUUCGUAUUUCGGGCUGUGACUUAGCGCUCUGAUAAUUACAACCAAUAUAACCAAUAUCCGGCAGAAGUAUAUACGAAGAUCGAUAUGAUGGGCAGUGGUGAAGUUGAAGAGCAGAAAUUCCAGGUUGUCCCACUUCACCAAAAUCCCUGUUUCUAUGACUCCUGUGCUGACCUUCUCAACAGUGAAUGGACCCGGAGUAAAACAGCUCGCCUUCAUUCCCUUCAUAAGUCAUGCGAUCAGCUACCCGUUUCCCUCGUCUUGGUUGCCCUCGGCCAGCCCCCUGUUAUUGGCCAUAGCAUGCUCUCAAGGGUUGUGGGCAUUGAAAAAGCUUGUUUUGUUGAGUCCGUGUUGGUGGACAAAGAAUAUCGUGGUCAAGGUUUAGGUCGAAAGAUCAUGAUUGCUUCAGAGGAGUUUGCAGCUCGUCUGGGUUUUCAGACGAUGUACUUGAGCACUCACGAUAAACAAGGUUUCUACGAGCACCUGGGAUAUAAAUACUGUGACCCAAUCUCAAAAGCUGACAACUGCACCAAGCUUCUGCCAGAAGGAUUCUUGAAGCAGUUGUGUGGUAGUGUAGCAACUUGUGCAACAGACAGUGACAUUUCACUGAAUAAAAGACAAACAUCUGCAGAGAAAAAGACAGAGUGCAACUCCAUUGCAACUGAUGCAAAUCUGACCUCCACCACAAAUAGCAACAAGUGCUAUAACAGCGUUAGCAACGACAAAGACAAUAGUGCAAAUGCUGCAACAGUGACUGAUAACCAUGUGACCCCACCACCACCGCGUGUUCCAGCACCACCACCUCCACCACCACCACCACCACCACGUGCUCCUGCACCACCACCACCACGUGCUCCAGCACCACCACCUCCACCUCUAGCUAAACCAUCAAACAGACCAGAAAUUGUGCGGAUGGACAUUAACCUGAUCUCCUGGAUGAAAAAAGAACUUUGUUGAGUUUCCCUCCAAAGUAGAACUGAUUAAAGCAACACUACAAACUCUCCCACGUUUUCUUUCGACUGUGAACUUCCUUUGAAAAGCUAUGAACUUGAUAAAUUCACAUUUUUAAUGACUUGAAUGUCAUAAGUGCAUUGACCCUUUCCCCUCCUUCAUGACCCCUUUUCUGGUCUCUGUUACAAGUAUGAUGAAGGAAGGAAAGGGUCCUUAAAUCAGCAACCUUCCUAAAUCUUUGCAACAGAGUGAACUUUGUUGAAACCCUUCAAGAGUCAGGUUGUGGCUGUGAUAAACCAGGUUAAAUCAAUGUCCAGCAACAAAGUCCACUGGACUCUGACAUAAUGUCUGUCUCUCAAAUUGCAUUCACAAGACAUGCUCAUUCCACCACUCGCAUACAACACACUUGCACAGUUCUAUGACAUACUUGUCACACACACACACAUACCUUUGUGUGUGUGUGUGUGUCUAUUCUUUUAGACAUACACACAUGUACUUAUGUGUAUGUAUCAUCAUUUUAUGUUCACCCUCCUUGUUUCAUUUCAACAGCCCAACAGGAUCUGAUGACUCAAAGAACUGCUCUCAGUGCCAAUGUCUCAGUUUUCCAAUGUUUCUACAUUUGGAUGUGUUUCCAAUGAAAACCACUUUGCAAAAUGUACUGAGUACUUUUCAAAAUCCAUCCAUCCAUCCCCAAAUACACAAACUUGUAUACAUACACACAUCAGGCAAAUACAAAAAUAUAUUUAUGUGUAUUUAGUAUAUAUAUAUAUAUAUAUACAUGACUGCUUUGUGUGUAUAUAACAAACCUUGUGCAGCCGUACUCAAUGAAAGUGAAUCACAGACCGUUGUGCAUACAUUGCAAGUUCUCUAAACAGUUAUAUACACCCAGAUUUGUGUGUAUAUGCACACCACACACACAUGCACAUGUAUGCUGAAGGUGCUUAUAUUUUGCACAACCUGCAUCUGGAAUUCCCUUUUAUAGAUGCAGGAUUAUACGGGGAUGACGGUCUUAUAGUCACCCUAAUAUGAAUGGCCAUGAGUUAGAUAGACUUAGGAAGAAUUUUAUUAUUUUCUUUCAAAGAAUGGUCUUAUGGAUAACAAUAGAAAGUAACCUAAAUAAUGUAGAUUUUUUAGAUAUUAACGUAGAUUUGCAAAUAGAUAAAUUCAAACCCUACCGUAAGCCUAAUGAAAAGCUAUAUUAUAUUAACAGAGAGUCGAAUCAUCCACCCAUACUACUUAAGAAUCUAUUUAGUAAUAUAGGAAGGCGCAUAACAUCCAUAUCUUCAGACAAAACAGCGUUUCAAAAUGCUGCACCAUAUUAUAAUGAUGCAUUAAGGAGCAGUGGAUUUUGAGAGAAGCUCCAGUAUAGUCAAAGCACUACUAACGAUAAUAGAACACAUAGGACUAGAACUAAGAAAGUUUUGUGGUUUAACUUCUAACAUUGCCGUAAAAACUAAUAUAGGAAGAGAAUUAUUGAAACUAGGUUCUAAGCAUUUUGGAACAAACCAUAAAUUCUACAGAAUUUUUAAUAGGAGAAUGCUGAAGGUUAGCUGUUCUUGUUGCAAGAACUUUGAUUCUUUAAUGAACCAGCAGCACAACAUGAAAACCAUUAGAGUCAACCACAGUGCUGGAAAUAACCAGAAGAAUUGUGAUUGUAAAGAUCAAAGUUGCCGUCCAUUAGGAGAAAAUUGUCUAGAGAAAGGAAUAGUUUGUAGAGCUAAGGUACAAAUAGAUGACUCACAAGAAUACAGGACAUAUAUAGGAGCUUUGGAAAAUUCCUUUAAGACUAGAUUAUAUUCCCACUGCAAUCCGUUAUGAUUCCCCAGAAAUAGGAUAACAACGAGUCUCACUAAACAUGUCUGACAACUGAAAGAAAAUGACACUGGUUCUUUCCAAAUCAGCUGGACAAUCUUGGAGAAAACAGCACCAUACAAGCAUGGAGCAUACAGACACCGAAUGAGGUGCAAUUUGUGCCUGACUGAAAAGCUCUUCUUCUUGCUGCAGGAUAAAUAUGCACUGAACCAAAGAAGGGAACUUUUAAAUUCCUGCAGACACGCUAUGAGGCAUAAAAUGUUAAGUGAAAAAAUACGAAUAACAUUGACUUUUGCAUUUGAAUUUGACUUUCUCACCUGAAAAUUGGCACCAUUUUGUUUAACAUUCAUUUUUACAUUUUUUGCCUUUGCAUUUUACAUUUUGCUCCCUUCAAGAAAACCUUUGACUGGAUUCAAACUUUAUUUCUGUUUUAUUUUCAUUAUUUUAUUGUAACUGUUACUUUUAAAUACACCUUUUUGAACCAUGUGAUUGGUUUUUAAAUUGCAAUUAAGCCACAGAAUACCUCACAACGUGGAUUUCCUAAUGCACACCUUUAAAAGUCAAUCUACAAUUGUCCAAAAUAUGUUUUAAAGAUAUCGAAUACCUGAA
Messenger RNA from Octopus sinensis (East Asian common octopus), 3390 nucleotides. Its product is annotated as N-alpha-acetyltransferase 80-like. Gene Ontology annotation, biological process: protein acetylation. The coding region runs from base 106 to 975 and encodes 289 amino acids. Gene Ontology annotation, molecular function: acetyl-CoA binding; N-acetyltransferase activity. The transcript has 2 exons. NCBI's taxonomy places the organism in Eukaryota, Metazoa, Mollusca, Cephalopoda, Octopoda, Octopodidae. Gene Ontology annotation, cellular component: cytoplasm. The record is from RefSeq and is a predicted model, not a curated record.